Molecule: messenger RNA, 1053 nt
Organism: Heteronotia binoei (common prickly gecko)
Lineage: Eukaryota; Metazoa; Chordata; Lepidosauria; Squamata; Gekkonidae
Gene: TTC9C
Product: tetratricopeptide repeat domain 9C
Exons: 4
Coding region: 106-654 (182 amino acids)
Molecular function (GO): protein binding
Source: RefSeq, a predicted model, not a curated record
UUGCCUUUCCUUCCAGGUCAUGGAGGGGGUGUGCCAACCUCGAUCGGGAAGAGGCGGAAGGUGGACUAUGGGAUUCCCAAGCAGCCGCAAUCUCGUCUGACCCCGAUGGCCGCAGCAAAGGCCUCUUCGGAGGAGACCAUGGAGCUGCGGCUCCAGCAGGCCCAGCGCUUCAAGGAGGAAGGGAAUCUCCAUUACAAAGAGGGGCGUUUCCGUGAUGCCGUGAGCCGUUACCACUGGGCCCUCCUGCAGGUGAAAGGGCUGGAUCCCAGCGUGCCUUCUCCGCUGCAGGAAUUUGGCGGGGAGAGGCCACAUGUAACCCUUGAACAGGAGCGAGCUCUUCACAGCACCCAAAGUGACUGCUACAAUAAUCUUGCUGCUUGUCUCCUCCACAUGGAACCUGUGAACUAUGAGCGAGUGAAAGACUACAGUCUAAAAGUCCUAGAAAGGCAGCCAGAGAACACAAAAGCCCUGUAUCGUGCUGGAGUGGCGUUUUAUCACCUGCGGGAUUAUGACAAAGCGCGCCGGUAUCUCCUGGAAGCUAUCAGCAAACAGCCCAAAGAUGCCAAUGUGAAGCGUUACUUGCAGCUGACAGAGUCCCAGCUGAGCAGCUACCACCAAAAGGAGAAGCAGCUUUAUAUGGGGAUGUUUGGAUAGAGGCAGCAGUUCCUGCCUAAAUGUACCUGGAUGUGGAGUUGCCCUGGAUCCCAUUUUUCUUGCGGGCUGUACCUGGUCAUUGGCGCUGAAGGUUUCAGACACGUCAUGCCUUGAUGUGCUUAACAGACAGUUUAGCCUUUGAGGAUGUGAAGAGAGGAGGGGGGGGCUGGGAAACUUUCUUCACUGUCAGCAUUUUGGAAUGGAAAUGGAUGGGGGAUGGAUGAUGCAGCCCCGUAAUGGUCCCCUCCCUCCACUGGAGCUGAAGCAGGAGCCACAGUGGGCAGGUCUAAUGGUUAUUUCUUUUGUUGGUUCAUAAUUGUUUUGGGAAUCCCCUUUUAUCUAUGUGUCUUAUUCCUUUUGCUUGAAAAUAAAGGGCCUGAGGCUAUGAAGACCACUGAA